This is a messenger RNA of Stegodyphus dumicola, 870 nucleotides long. RefSeq lists its product as uncharacterized. Lineage: Eukaryota; Metazoa; Arthropoda; Arachnida; Araneae; Eresidae. The record is from RefSeq and is a predicted model, not a curated record.
AUGAUCCUUUAUGGAUGUCCGAUAUGGCACACAGGGACGGCACGACAAAAGCAAAAACUACUCCAAUUACAAAGAGGAGCCUUCCUAAGUAUUACGAAAGCUUAUGCAACAACACCGACGUCAGCACUACAAGUCCUCUCAGGUAUAUUACCCUUGGACCUACGUGCAGAAAUGGAAAAACAAGCGUACAGGCUCUUUCACUUUAAAGAAGACAUUAGACUAGGGGAUCUUACGAUCCGGGCACAUGAAGUCGAAGAAAGACUUCCCGCCCUUCACACACACCCGGCAAAAAUCUCAACAAUAAAAUGGGAAAAAGAUCCGCCUCAGGGAAAAGACCUAGAGACGUACACAGACGGCUCCAAAAUGGAAAACAAGGUAGGAGCGGCAUUUGUAGCAUAUCUAAAUAAUGAGGAAAUUCAUAAAGAACAAUACAGGUUAAACGACGAAGCUACAGUGUUCCAGGCGGAAGUCUUAGCCCUCAAAAGGGCACUCCUGUGGAUAGACCAAAGAACAGAGAACACAUACAGGAUCUUCACAGACAGCUUAAGCACACUCCAGAGCUUAAAUAAAGGAGAGCAAAGAUCGAGAAGUAUAAUGAGUUUAAAAGAAAUAAUACACACAAUAAAGGACAACAAAGAUCUCGAAAUAAACUGGAUAAAAGCCCACGUUGGGAACAAAGGGAAUGAGAGGGCGGAUGAAGAAGCCAAAAGGGCCACACAAAGACCCGAAAUAGAUAUUACAGUUCCCCUGUCGGAACAAUCGGUAAAAUCAAAGAUGCUACUGGAAACCCUAAAGAGGUGGCAGGAAAGAUGGGAGGAAGAGGAAACAGGCAGAGAAACAUACAAGUACUAUCCCAAGAAUCUCUCUUAA